This is a messenger RNA of Leptosia nina, 795 nucleotides long. NCBI's taxonomy places the organism in Eukaryota, Metazoa, Arthropoda, Insecta, Lepidoptera, Pieridae. The record is from the annotation of a GenBank genome assembly.
AUGUUCAGCAAAAUCGUAGCAUUCGGCGCUUUCUUGGCUGCGGCCAGCGCUUACGGACACGGCCAUGCUGUAUCCUCUCAGAGCAUCGUCCACCACGGUGGUUACGCUCAUGCUGCACCUUUGGCACAUGCACCUCUCGCAUAUGCUGCCCCUGUAGCAUAUGCCGCCCCAGCCGCUCACUAUGACGGACAUGACACUUACAUUCAACGCAGUGGUCCACAACUCAGCCCCAUCUGUCCACCCAGUCCACGCCCCAGCCUACCAUCAUUACUGAAUAACUUACAACCUGUGAUGCGCUAUGAUUCUAUUCAUAGUUCUAUUGUUGCUUUCGGUGCCAUGCUGGCUGCAGCCAAUGCUGGCUACUACGCUCAUGGUCCAGCUGUCUCCUCCCAAAGCAUCGUGCGUCAUGAUGAAGCUCUGGGACACUUUGGUGCACCUGCCCAUUACGCUGCACCCGUGGCAUAUGCUGCCCCUCUGGCGUACGCUGCACCUUUAGCGUAUGCUGCUCCUGUAGCAUAUAGCGGAGGCUAUGCUGGAGAUUAUGAAGGGCACGACGAAUAUGCUCACCCAAAAUACGACUUCGCAUACUCCGUGGCUGACCCUCACACCGGAGACCACAAGUCGCAGCAUGAAAGCCGCGACGGAGAUGCUGUCCACGGCUCCUAUUCUUUGGUCCAACCUGACGGUUCUGUACGUCAAGUUGACUACACCGCUGACGACCACAAUGGAUUCAACGCCGUGGUGCACACUUCAGGCCCCAACUACCACCCCCAGCCUGCCUACCACCACUAUUGA